Messenger RNA from Fimicolochytrium jonesii, 1089 nucleotides. RefSeq names its product triose-phosphate transporter family-domain-containing protein. Gene Ontology annotation, cellular component: Golgi apparatus; endoplasmic reticulum. The transcript has a single exon. Gene Ontology annotation, molecular function: phosphoenolpyruvate transmembrane transporter activity; antiporter activity. NCBI's taxonomy places the organism in Eukaryota, Fungi, Chytridiomycota, Chytridiomycetes, Spizellomycetales, Powellomycetaceae. Bases 1 to 1089 code for a protein of 362 amino acids. Gene Ontology annotation, biological process: phosphoenolpyruvate transmembrane import into Golgi lumen. The record is from RefSeq and is a predicted model, not a curated record.
AUGUGGUAUGCCUCCUCGGCAUUGACGAACACAACCGGCAAACAAAUCCUGAAUCAAUUCAAAUACCCCGUGACGCUGACCUAUGUCCAGUUUGGAUUCGUCGCCGGGCUGUGCUUUUUGUCGAGUCUGCUAAAUCUCACGCCCAUGGCAAAGGGAGGGGCGUCCACGAGUGAUAGCAGCGGCCACAUGAAAUUACGCCCGCCAUCCUGGACGCUCGUAAAGUCCGUUUCGCCGAUGGCUGCCUUCCAAAUUUUCGGGCAUGUCUUUUCGAGUUUGGCCAUCUCGCGAGUCCCAGUCAGUUUCGCGCACACCAUCAAAGCGCUGUCGCCGCUGUUCACCGUGGCGCUUUACCGCCUAUUCUACAACAUCAACUACCCCUUGAAGGUCUACCUAGCUCUGAUGCCACUCACCUUCGGCGUCAUGCUGGUGUGCAUCUCAGAACUGACAUUUAACGUGUUUGGCUUCCUCUGCGCGUUAACAUCAACGCUCAUCUUUGUCGUGCAGAACAUGUACACGAAGGAUCUGUUCGUCGCUUCCGCUGUCCAGAAAGCAGACCCGCUUCCCACAACCACCGCUUCAACGCAGUCACCCGACUUCCAACCACUCGACAAACUCAACCUCCUCUUCUACUCCAGCGGCCUCGCCUUCCUCGGCAUGUUCCCCCUCUGGCUCUCCUCCGACGCAUCCUCCGUCAUCCACCUCCUCUCAGCCGCAUCGCCACCACCACCAACAACCCACCCACAAGCAGCAUCAGGCCACCCGCUCCUCAUCCUCUUCAUCCUCAACGGCCUGACUCACUUCUUUCAAAACAUCAUCGCCUUCCACCUCCUCUCCCUCGUCUCGCCCGUCACCUACUCGGUCGCAUCCCUCGUCAAACGCAUCUUUGUCAUUUGCGCAUCGAUUGUGUGGUUCGGACAGCAUGUGGAUGCGCGGCAGGGGUUGGGGAUUGCGAUCACGUUUUUGGGACUUUGGAUAUACCAGGGCGCGAAGCGGACGGUGGAGGAGAAGGAUGCGGUUAUUCACCCGACGAAUGCGGCGACAAAUGCUGCUGCGAGGAGACGGAGGAAGAUACUCUUGUUGCCUAAGUGA